CUAAGGCUAGGGUUGCCGAGAGAACUGGAAUUGGACUCUCCCUAGCGGGAGGAGACGCCUUAAACCGGUCCCCUCCCCAUCCUCUACUCGGAGGGGGUGGGCGGUAGAGGGGAGGCCGGGGCCCCUCCCUUGCACCUCCCCCACCAGACUUGGUCGCGCCCGAAGUGUAACACUUUCUCUUUGUCGGAGGAGCUCCUCUGUUUCCUGUGCAGUAGCUCCCGUUGCGGCGGCGCCGGUUGCAACCCUGGCGGACGAAGGAGCGAUGGCAGCGGCCGAUAUAGCUCGCCAGGUGGGCGAAGGUUGUCGAACUGUCCCCCUGGCCGGACAUGUGGGGUUUGACAGCUUGCCUGACCAGCUGGUGAAUAAGUCAGUCAGCCAGGGCUUCUGCUUCAACAUCCUGUGUGUGGGGGAGACAGGUUUGGGCAAGUCCACCCUGAUGGAUACCCUAUUCAAUACCAAGUUCGAGGGGGAGCCAGCCACCCACACGCAGCCAGGUGUCCAGCUCCGGUCCAAUACCUAUGACCUCCAGGAGAGCAACGUGGGCCUGAAGCUCACAAUUGUUAGCACCGUGGGCUUUGGGGACCAGAUCAACAAGGAGGACAGCUACAAGCCUAUUGUGGAAUUCAUUGAUGCCCAAUUUGAGGCCUACCUGCAGGAGGAGCUGAAGAUCCGGAGGGUGCUGCACAACUACCAUGACUCCCGAAUCCAUGUCUGCUUGUACUUCAUUGCCCCCACAGGGCAUUCGCUGAAGUCUCUAGACCUAGUGACCAUGAAGAAGCUGGACAGUAAGGUGAACAUCAUCCCCAUCAUUGCCAAAUCAGAUGCUAUUUCUAAGAGUGAACUAGCAAAGUUCAAGAUCAAAAUCACCAGUGAACUUGUCAACAACGGAGUCCAGAUCUAUCAGUUCCCCACAGAUGAUGAAUCGGUAGCAGAGAUCAAUGGAACCAUGAAUGCCCACCUGCCAUUUGCCGUGGUCGGCAGCACAGAGGAAGUGAAGAUAGGCAACAAGAUGAUGAGGGCACGGCAGUAUCCUUGGGGGACGGUGCAGGUUGAAAACGAGGCCCACUGCGACUUUGUGAAGCUGCGGGAGAUGCUGAUUCGGGUCAACAUGGAGGAUCUGCGGGAGCAGACCCACACCCGGCACUAUGAGCUGUACCGCCGCUGUAAGCUGGAGGAGAUGGGCUUCAAGGACACCGACCCUGACAGCAAACCCUUCAGUUUACAGGAAACAUAUGAGGCUAAAAGGAAUGAAUUCCUAGGGGAGCUGCAGAAAAAAGAAGAGGAGAUGAGACAGAUGUUUGUCCAGAGAGUCAAAGAGAAAGAAGCUGAGCUUAAGGAGGCUGAGAAAGAGCUGCAUGAGAAGUUCGACCGUCUGAAGAAACUGCACCAGGAGGAGAAGAAGAAGCUAGAGGAUAAGAAAAAGUCCCUGGAUGAUGAAGUGAAUGCUUUCAAACAGAGAAAGACAGCGGCCGAGCUGCUCCAGUCUCAGGGUUCCCAGGCCGGGGGCUCACAGACUCUGAAAAGGGACAAAGAGAAGAAGAAUAAUCCAUGGCUGUGUACUGAAUAGUAUGCCCCGCUACAGCUGGACUGGACUCCACUUAGCCUUUUAAGCGAAGGUUCCUAUUUUAACUGACAACUUUUUUUUGUGUUGUCAGGCAGCCGGGCCCCCCACCCCUGCUGUGUGCUUCAAGCCUCACCUCUUUUUGAGUUCUGCAACAUGCUCCUGCCUCCCAGGCUCACUGGCACAGACCAUGACCUUCUUCUUUUUCAUUUUUAAAGGUGUCUUUCUGAUCACUUCCUUUAAAACACACCAAGGUGAUACCAAAUUCCUAGAGUUUUCAGAAGUGUUGAGGAAGGAGAAGGGGUUAUUGUCUACAACUAUAGAUAAUACUAAGAAGCAAAGGCACAAAAGUAGGAUUAGUUUAAAAGCAAGCAGGUAACCUCUGUUCUUGUUGGCAAAUCAAGAAGGGAAUUUUGGUAUGUAUUGGUUAAUGGCCAGAAGUAAUGCUGUAAAACCAAACUAGUUUCUUGGGAAAAUUCAUAUUGAACAUUUUAGGAGACCUUAUGCCUGGAAAUAAAACCAAACGAACCACUACCACCAAGAACCAAAACCCCAAAACAAAAUCCCUAAAGCCUCUCAGAUACUCAGCCAGUAAGUGAGAAUCAGCCUGCUGAGUGAAGGGUGCAGCCUCUUUGAGAAAGGAUCCUUACCUAAAGAUUUGGGGUUUUUAAAUCCACCUUCCCAGACUCCCAACCAAUAUUCACCAUCCUCCCUGCAGACGUGUUCACAUUAUAAAUAUAGGAGGCCUUUCAUUUGCAUUGGUAUAUAGAUUCACUACUUGAGGCUUGAAGAUCUCACAAUACUUCCUAAGUAUUUGAGCCAUACAACUUUCUGAAACCAAGCAGGAAUUUUUAUAAAAGAGAGGGCUAUGGGUCAUCAUGACUGGUAUAACCCUCUAUUCUGAUUCUAAUGGAGGCCCAAUGAAACUUACCCAAGGUUCCACUGCUGUUUCUUGGCAAAGAAAGGCCAAGCUAAAUUCAUAUCUCCAGGUUCCUAAUCUGUCUCACCAUGGGACCCGAUCUAUAUAUAUGUUCCUGGAGACAAGGUCUUUUGAUGUUCUGUUAGAAGACCCUGAAGGGUUUUCACGUAGAAAAGAACCACCAGGAUUGGGCAGGUAGAGGCAGUCCAGGAGAAGGCCCAGCUGUUACAGUACCCAUUAGACAGUGAACUUUCCUGAAAGCCUGAACCAGACAAAGGUACAUUUAACUGGUGUCCUGUGUUAUCCUUAUAAUUGGGAAAGUUUGGUGAACAAAAGUCGGGCCUAUGAACAAAAGAUAAACUUACUUAAACAAUUCAUAUGCUUAGUUUACUGAGUAGCUUUUCUCUCUGUAGAAAGGUUUUGUUUUAAAACUACUUUUUUAAUAGUACAGUUAUUCCUGUUUUUUUUUUUUUUUCUUUCCUAAAUACCCUAAUUCUCUUGUUUACUCCUGGUGAAACAAAACCAGUCAUUAGAAGUGGUCUGUGCUUUUAUAUCCCCAGACUGGAAUGGAAUGGCUUUCCUAAAACACAUACCCAAACACACACCCUUUAUUUCUCUUAAGGCAAAAAGUCUGUUUUCCCACCUGCAGUUCUGGAAUUUUUUUUAUUUUUAUUUUUGUUUUUAAUUAUUUGGCAUUCACAUGUGGCUGUUAAAUGUGUUUUUUUUUUAAUUAAAACAAGAAAGCUUUAAACUGGUGUGUGGUGUUCUUCCAAACUUCUCUGCAGAUUUCCCCACAGUGAUGGCCCAUCCAUGACCUUACCUGUCUUCUCCACAUGUAAUCUCUGCUACCUUAUGCUGCCCAUUCCCCUCCCAUCUUAUCUUAAAUGUCCUUUCUCUGGCUAAUUUCAUGUUUUCUUUCUCUUUCUCUCUCC
Molecule: messenger RNA, 3412 nt
Organism: Jaculus jaculus (lesser Egyptian jerboa)
Lineage: Eukaryota; Metazoa; Chordata; Mammalia; Rodentia; Dipodidae
Gene: Septin6
Product: septin 6
Exons: 10
Coding region: 263-1567 (434 amino acids)
Biological process (GO): cilium assembly; cytoskeleton-dependent cytokinesis
Cellular component (GO): microtubule cytoskeleton; septin ring; septin complex
Molecular function (GO): GTP binding; molecular adaptor activity; GTPase activity
Source: RefSeq, a predicted model, not a curated record